Darwinula stevensoni is the source of this 765-nucleotide messenger RNA. NCBI's taxonomy places the organism in Eukaryota, Metazoa, Arthropoda, Ostracoda, Podocopida, Darwinulidae. The record is from the annotation of a GenBank genome assembly.
AUACCAGGUCUUGGACCGAAUACCAAGGUUCAACUGACCAACAACGAAAUUGUCAUUUUGUCUGAGGAGAGCUUCCGCCCGAUGUUGGACAUCCUCUCUACAGGAAAUGGAGUCCUCUAUCUAAACGUAUGCGGGAAGAAGGAAAGUCAAAUUCAACUAUCAGCAGGAGGAAACCCAUCUGAAAUCGGAGAAUGGCCAUGGCAGGCGGCCAUUUAUGACCUCACGAAGAAAGAUGUCAUUUGUGGAGGGGCUCUCAUUGACGAACGAUGGGUGUUGACAGCGGCCCAUUGUGUCGUUGUAUUCGGUUCCCUCAGUAGUCGAAACAAACAUGAAAUUUCGGUCCACCUAGGGAAACACCAUCGACUCAAUGUCAGGGACGAGUACCUGCAGAUCCGACAGGUAUCUCAUAUAAUCUUGCACAAGGACUUCAACGUACAUAAUGACUAUGACUCGGACAUAGCCCUAUUGAAAUUAGCGAAACCUGCCGUGCUGACUGCGCGAGUUCAGUUGGUAUGUCUCCCUAUCCGAUUUGGUUUAUCUGAGGUCAACCUCGACAGCGGAGGGAAUGGAUGGGUGGCCGGUUGGGGUUAUGACAGUUUGGAUAACGUCACAGCUGUCCUGACGGAGAUUCAACUACCAGUGAUAUCCAAUCCUAAAUGUGUUAUGGACACCGUUCAUUUCACGGGAGACCCCAGCAUCACUCGUACCAUCACCAUAAAUAUGUUCUGCGCUGGUUUUUCCGUGGAUACUCCUCUCGAAGGUAUG